This is a messenger RNA of Drosophila elegans, 3613 nucleotides long. RefSeq lists its product as uncharacterized. The transcript is spliced from 3 exons. Lineage: Eukaryota; Metazoa; Arthropoda; Insecta; Diptera; Drosophilidae. Bases 1668 to 1826 code for a protein of 52 amino acids. The record is from RefSeq and is a predicted model, not a curated record.
GCAAAGCGGCGGCAGAGGCCAACAAAUUUCGCCGUCCAAAUUACUCACACUAAGAAGUUCGAGCAUGAAUAGUGUGUGUGCCGACCACUGGUUUACUGGGAAACGCAUCCCUCUCUUUCGUCCUUCGUCUGGCUGUCCCUGCCUCUCGCCGCCACUGUUAUUUUCUCCAACAACAUGCUAGCUCGGAAUGUUAGAAGGCUCAUUUUGAUUGCCAAAGGACAAAGAUUUGUCGCUGGCACUAAUUCCUUAUGUUAACAAAUAGAGCGAUGAGUUACAGCGGGCAAAAUAAACUAUCUUGCCACUGUAGGGAGAAGUAAAGAAACGAUUUCUUGCAGGCUCUUUAGAAAAUAUAUUUCACAAUAUAUUUAAAUGCCUGCGAAAACAUCAGUACCAUGUAUAUACUUCUGAACUUUAGGCCCAAUGUGCCAAAUACACAAAGGCACAUCAAAAAUGGCUUAGAGAAGAAGAAGCAGCCCCGCGUGUCGUCAUCCCCUCCCACAAAACUCUUGAAUGUAUUGAAAAAUGCAGAAAUUUGUUGUUUGGUUUUUAGCAACUCAUUUUUUUUUUGUUGGUUAUUGUUUAUUGGUUUUUACUCACUGCUGAAAUGUUAAUAACAGCCCUCGUUACUGUUGUGGGCACUCUCUCUCUCUCUCUUUUAUUUUUUUGUGGUUUCAAUGAAAGUGCGCCACAAAGCUGCAAAUCGAAAUUCGUAAUGAUUUCAUUUGAAUUUUAAACGAGAACAAACAUAAAACUUAUGAAUUUCAAUGGAGCAAAAGAAAAUCAAAAUAAAAACAAUAAAUGAAACUGAAAUGUAUGCAAAACGAGUUAUGAAAUGAGAAUGAGAGAGCUAAAGGAAGUGUGCGAGAGAGAAAGAGCGCUAGUUACAAUAUUUGAUUUUGUACGAAUUUCUCGUAAACUUAACUAGGCGUACAAUAGAUAAAUUAACUAAAGAUACCAAAAAAACACAACUAAAAGGAGGUAAAGAAAGAAAAAUCAAAAAGUAAAAGAAUGAAAUGAAAAAAUAUCACCUUUUUUGUCGCUUCUCUGUCUCGUUCUCUCAGCUUUGCACGUUUACUCUCUUUUGAGGCUUUGUGGUUGUCGCUGCUCUCUCUCCCGUCCGCUCUCUCACACUCUUAGUUGCUGCGCUAUCUCUUUCUUUCCCGUUGCCUUGCAGCGGAGCUCUGCUGCCGUCUCGCUUGCACUUGCGCUCCGCUGCUCUGCUUCUGCCGCCGAAUUCGCUGUUAACUUCGUGCUGCCCUCUGCUGUUUUGUGGUUUUUGCUUUAAUGUUUUCUUUAACGAUUUUACACACUUUUUGAUUGAACGUACUACUUAGUUAUUCGCUUGAUACGCUCGUGAUUGAACUGUUUUCGUUAUAUACUCUCUAAACUGACAAAAGGGGAGUUUAAAAAGGGGGCAUACCCGAGUCAAUCUAAAUUUGGAGCAAGCAAGACAAGAUGAGACGACCCCGGCGAAUUGGCACGGCGAGAGCGAAGCGCGGCGAAAACGGCACACUGGCAUUGGCCAUGGCAGCAAUUGUCGCCCGCCUUCAUUGUGUGAGUCGCGAUAAACGCGAGCGAAACGGGCGGCGCGUCGCGACUGAAAACCUCGUACCGGACAACGCACACUAGCACACCAAAACUAUAUACAUAUACGGGCGAGAGAGCGCAUGCUCUCCGCCACACACACGUUGUUCUUCGUUCGCUUUUGUGGCGCCGCGCGAGUUUUGUCGCAGCAGCAAACACGCAAUAAAAGUUCAAAAACAGUUGAAGUAUACCGCGACGCGAGUAAAAAUCUUUCCUUCGACGUCGUCGCUGUUCGUUUGUAGUAGUUGUUGUUUUUGUUAUGUGUCUGCUUUUCCGCGAAUUUUCGUGUGCAUUUAUAUACAUGCGUAUAUAUAUGCAUAUAUGACAAGCGAAAAGGUAAAAAAAAAAAAAAAAAAACUUGGAACGGCGUAAACGCAAAAGUUAGGAAAAUGUGUGCCAAAUGUCUAGGAAACCCCCCUUAUUUUCUUUUUGUUUAAAUUAAUCCGCAUAUCAUGGUGUGCUGCGGCUGCAAGUCAUUUUGUGUUGCUCGCCGACAUUCUUGCUUGCUCCAAAAAAAGUGUGAGUUUUUGAGUUGUUUUCGUUGCGUUUUGUUGUUGCAUUAUUAUUGAAUAUUUGUCAGUAUCGGUACCAGAGGUGAAUGUAGAUGACCAAAAAUAAAUUCUGAGAGCACAAGUCUGAGCACACACGAUACGUCUCGUCUCUUCGUUUGGCCGUUUCACUUUGAGCAGCGUGACCGUGGUGCGUCGUUAAAAUAUGCCCGACACUCCAUGCCAAACGAUCCCUAGCGCGUUGUGCAGUGUUCCGCAAAAAUACUAAAAUACCCCGAAGCCGAAACUCGGAAAACUUGGGAAACUCGGGUAGCGUCGUUGACUUCAGUUCAAUGUUUAAAUGCAACUUUAACACUCAGAGUUAACUGCUUCCAAAUUUCCCCAACAAAUCACACAAAUAAAAAGGAAGUUCUUUUAAAAAUGCGCCACAAUACAAUGCAUCGCUAACAUACCAAUGCAGGCGAUUUCCGCAGACUCGAACCGACUUAAAAAAACAGCUGUGCCUUUUUCAAAUGUUUUGCACGUUCUUUGUUAGAGUUAGACCUUCAUUUGUAGGUAAAAGACUACCAGUUAAUAACAUAAUUCCGAUAGAGAUGGACUGCAUUGUUUUUAAUAUAUAUAUAUAUAUACAUCGAACAACACAAAUAAAUAUAAUAGCCGUAUUUGGCUCAUGAGAAAAACGUGGUACGUUACUCAAAAAAUACCAGAUGUUGGUUUACCGCAGUCACGAACCCAUUUGACAAAACAGCUGUGUUUUUCUUAAAUGUAUAUAUGUAUAUAUAUAUAUUUCUGUUUGAGUUGCAGGUUCUAUCUGCUGCAGGUCCGUCAUCUAUUUAAAAACUAUGCUAUCCGUGCGGUCUGACUUGUUUGAGCGAUAUAAGUUUUAAAUUUCAAGUUGGUUCCCGCCAAGGUUCAAGACUAAUAUGCUCUUGCGACGACAACCAAUUGUAUUGUAAAAAUAAGAAACUAACAAACGGCGACACAACAUACACGUGCCGCGUUAAAUCCUGUAAAGCGCGAGUAUAUCUGACGGAGGACGAAAGACCACCUAUGUCACAGCCAUGGAGCCCAAGAUCUCAAGUUGAAAAAAAUCAAUGCGAUCGAGGAAAUCAAAAACAGGUGCGCAAGCUCACCGACAAGAAAACGGAUCUCAUACAGAUUUUCAACGACGUUAUGGAAUACACCCAGGAAGGAGCUGAAAUUGAAAUUUCGUACGAUAAUUGCAGACGGACAUUGCAACGUAAAAGAAAGGAAUUCGGAAAUCUAAAAUUCCAGGGCAAACGCUACACAAAAAUCUAAAGUAAUGUGAUAAUGGAUGACAAUGAAAUGGUUGAGCCGACACUGCGCCUAAAUGAGUUAUUCCACAAGCAAAGACAUUUUCCAUUGGGUACAAAUAGAUAAGAUAAGAUAAGCCUUGUUUUUAAAAACAAGAAGCAAAAACAAGCUGAUGACUUCUAUGAAGUUAAACCAAUUAUACCAAUAACUGUAAUAAAAUGUAUUUAUUUACAAAUGAGUCUGAA